AUGACAGAAAAGAUACCCAAUUUAUUCGAAGGCGGAUUAGCAGCUGAUACAAACAGUGAUUACCCUAAUAGACGGGUAUCUCGUCAAGAGCGAACUAACUCUCAAUACGCAAGUAUUUUCAUAUCACCCCAUAAAGCAGAAGCAAAACUCAUUACUGGAGAAGAUAAUAAUAGUGAUCACUCCAGUGAAGGCUCUUUACCUCGCAGUAUUGAUUCAGGCGACAGGGACAGUAGGGACCAUUACUCAGGUCAUAGAGGUUACAGUGCCUCUAUUGGCCCCCUUGAAGACCCUUAUGGCUACCUUGCACCUUCCUCGCUCCCCACUUAUCACAUUCCUUCGAGUGAUUCAAUGGAACGCGACUAUGGACGUAUUUUCCCCCGAGAUCAAAAGAAUAUAUCUAGUAACCAAAGAUCACCUUCCAAAGGCAGUACUCUAGGGCAGACGCCAAGUAGUCGGCCUCGAUACUACAGUUCGGACAGUGAUCGUGGAACAAACAGCGACACGUACCAAUCUCAGUCGGACUACGGUGUGGGAUAUAGAGCCGGCUAUACCGACUCUGCCCACCGACAAAGAUACCAAGGAGCUUUCAGGGAAAUGAUACAUUCCAAAGCAAAGUACGGCGGCGGCAAGGCUCCUAGACCUCGCUCACCGGAGUGUUACAACUCGGACUCAGAGGUGCUAUACACGAGUCAUAGUGGCGCUCUCUCGGCGGUGGACCCUCGAGGGUUCGCCUCCGACUACGAGACAUACGCGGGGGCGAUAAGCGAUGACGAACCGGUGUACGCCGUGCCAAAACAGAUCUCAUCGAGCAGUAGCAGCGAGUUGCAGCUGCUACUACGAAAGUUUAACACUCUCUCACAUGAGCUCCAACAAGAGCAGAAUCGCCUACAACAGCAGCUAACCUCUAGGGAUAAACCGGGUGCUACGGGUAUGUCACGAUUGGAGGGCGGAUAUUGCUCGGACGAGUACGGCUCGAUCUACUCGGCACCUGGAAGUAGCAGCUGUGUCACAAAAUCACUGUCCCCUGUGCCAAACCGGAAGGUAGCGGCGGCCACCCAGACACCCCAGCAGGUGCAGCUUCUUCGGAAGCACAGCGCCGAUUGCCUCCUGUCUUACAAAACAUAUCAGAUGGAGGAGCCUCAUGCUGUCGGUGAUCCGUCUAACCUUGAACCCAGGUACACACGCCCCGUUAUGCAUACUUCAUCGAAGGGACAAACCAAGGUCUCACAAACCGUCACUACCUCAACUAGCGCUAUAUCAAAGAAUGACUCUAGCAAAUCAUUUGAUACCAACGGCAAAACAAUCACCCGUACAUCCGCAAGCCGCUUUAGAGACCUCCAAUUAGCUAAACGUCCUCUCCAAAUAGCAUAUGGUGACUUUGACUGUUACCGUGUGGAUUUGAAGAAGCGACAAGAGUUCUCAAGGUGUAGUGGUUUUGAUGGUAUCCUAUGUGUCCAUGUGUUAUGCGGUCAGGGUCUAAAGUGUGCGCGGAUGACCCUUCGUGAUCUUUAUUGCGUGAUCUCAGUGGAUUCGUUAAAUAAAGCUCGGACUAUGAUCCGGACAGGUGCGGUCAACUUUGAUUGGGAUGAAGCUUUUGAUGUUGACGUUGAAAAUGCUAAAGAUGUGUCUUUCUUGAUAUAUAACUGGGAUCCGAAUUAUAAACAUAGGUUGUGUUUUCAUGGUUCUAUAUUUUUACCCGGAUUUAUUGACUCAAAUAAAAAGAAACAUAUAGCCCUUAAAAUGGAACCUAAGGGAUUACUUUACAUUACGAUUCUUUUCCAAGAACCCAAAGAAAUCCUACAACGAGUAUCUAGCACUAAACGUGACGGUGUGUUUGGAGUUGACCUGGACACGGUCAUCAAACGCGAGCACAGUAGCGCGCAUGUCCCACUUCUCGUGUUGAAGAGUAUAGCGGAAAUCGAAAGGCGGGGAAUGGAAGUGGUGGGCAUAUACCGCCUGUGUGGGUCCUCACGACGGAAGGCACAACUGAGGGAGGCGUUUGAGAAAAACGCGGCCAACGUCGAUCUCUCGCCUGAGAAUGUCUCUGACAUCCACGUCAUUACAGGUGUACUGAAGGAUUACUUGCGGGAACUUCCGGAGCCCUUGGUGACCAAUGCCCUCUACCAGAUGAUGUUGGAUGCCCUCAGUGUGCGACUCCCGGGGGAUCCAGACGGAAGCGCCACGCUAAUGCUCAGCAUCCUCGAGUGUCUGCCUAAGUCAAACCAGGAGACGAUGUCUAUGAUGUUGAACCAUCUCCAUAAGAUGGCCGUCCAGAGUGACAAGAACAAGAUGGGGCUUGACCAGCUGGCCACUUGCCUUGGUCCCGUGAUCCUCUGCCCCUCCUCCCUCGGGGCGAACCCCGGGGCUCUCGAGUACAUCAAACACAUAGAGGUUCUUAAAUACCUGCUGGAGGUAUGGGCUAAAAAGGACGGCACAGAAAGCUCCAAGCCGUCGAGUAGCGCCACCUCCCCAAAGCCAGAUAGAUCCGUCAUGAACGUCAAGACCGGUAGCCCUGAUCCGACGACAACAAACUCUUGACACUUGGUCAACUAGCAGCGUAUAGACCGUGGGUAACGGACAUCAGACGGUUGGACGUGAAACGUUAAGGCCGCCGAUAAUAUAUACUCAAGAAAACAGUGGUUUACGAGACACAUGGAAUUGCUUAGCAGACAAACAUUUGCAAAAGGAGACUAUAAUAGAGGCGUUAUAACAAAUUUGUCUACCAGUAUUAGGCAAACAUUAGAGUAUUUAAGAAAAUAAUAUGUAUAGCGAAAAUGCAGUUUACUUAAAUUUCCAUUGCAGUAACAUGUGAAAGGGAAUGAUCUAAAGAAGAUGUACACAAUAUAUCUGCUUUUAAGAUAAGCAUACAGACAAUGGCGAUAUAAGUACACUUCAAGUCCUUGCGAAAGGGAGGAAUCUGUAUUGUCCGUCCUGGUCCAUAUGAGUGGCAUACUGAUAAAGGGCAAUUUACAUCGGUUUUAUGUGCAAGAACGACAUCAGAGUAAAUAUUUGUGGCUGCAAUGUUUUAUUUAAUUACUUAUAGUGUUUUGUUUGUAUUUAGGUAGGAUUGCUGUGAUGAAGACUGUAUAUGCCAAUAUAUGGGGAUACCAGUCAGCCGAGCUAAGCUCCAGCCAGCAGUCUCGGUAUAUCAAUAUCAAUUUACUGUUGGCAACACAGAAGACAGACACUGAAAUCACCAUAGACCCAUUUACAUGUAAAUGUUUCAUAUUCGAUUUCCAUAUUGUAGGUCAUUGAUAAAUUAUAAAACUCCAUUCUCUCAUUGAGUGAAUGCUACCCACACAUGCUGAGGGCAUCUGAUUAUUAUUUAAUGGUGAUUUACCAUACGGAUACUCUAGAAGAAUAUGUCAAUACGAUAGUAAUAAACCAAAGUGAAACGAAUGCUUACGUACCGAUAUGAUUAUACUAUUGUUCAUACACUGUAGAUGUUGGUCUAAACUGGUAAGGGGCGUUUCGGAAUAGAAGUAAAAUACGCUGUUUUUUGUAUUGUGCAAAUGGUAAAUGCCACGGGUAAAAAAAGAGAACGCAAAACUGAUUAUCUGUUGGUUUGCACGAGUGCACAUGUUGAAUAAAGACGCUAUUCUAAAAAUUAAUAACAGUAUAAAAAUAUAGUAUAUUUAAUUGUAAAUUGUUGUCAUGUAAACACUGUUCCACAUGACUAUGCGGAGCUUAUGAGUGUGGCUCAUGUCAUUGUUGACUGUUUCAAUAUUAGCUUCACUGUAGUUUUUAUAUGAUAAUGA
Molecule: messenger RNA, 3758 nt
Organism: Mya arenaria
Lineage: Eukaryota; Metazoa; Mollusca; Bivalvia; Myida; Myidae
Exons: 5
Coding region: 1-2538 (845 amino acids)
Biological process (GO): signal transduction
Source: RefSeq, a predicted model, not a curated record